AUGGAGGCAGCAGUGGUGAGCGUGUCGCGGGGCGCCAUAGGCUUUGUGAUUGCGAAGCUUGGCGAUCUGCUCGCCGGCAAGUACAAGCUGCUCAAGGGAGCCAAAGGAGAGAUCAUGUUCCUUAAAGCUGAGCUCGAGAGCAUGCGAGCAUUCCUGGAGAGGAUGUCGGAGGCGGAGGAGGAGCCCGACAAGCAAGCCAAGUUAUGGGCGAAGGAGGUGUGUGAUUUGUCCUACGACAUCGAGGACAAUGUCGACGAGUUCAUACUCCUGGUGGAAUGUGAGUCUGACUGCGAGCCGCAUGGAUUUAAGGGGUUCAUUCAUAGGAGCAUGAACUUGUUGACAACGAUGAACACUCGGCAUAGGAUCACCAAGGAGUUCAGAGGCCUCAAGAGCCGUGUCGUGGAGGUGAGCGAGCGACGCAUGAGGUACAAGAUUGAUGAUGCUGUCUCCAAGCCAAACAAGACAAUCAUAGACCUUCGCCUUCUGGCACUCUAUGCGGACACUGCAGGCCUUGUGGGUAUCGACGGGCCGAGGGAUGAAUUAAUUCGGCUGAUGACAGGUGAAGAGGGUGGUUCUGCGCAACUGACGAAGGUCCUCUCUAUAGUGGGGUUUGGAGGGCUUGGUAAGACUACACUUGCGAAACAGAUUUACCAGAAGCUAAAGUGGCCGUUCCAGUGUCAAGCUUUUGUUUCCGUGUCCCAGAAACCAAGCAUAAGAACGAUUUUUAGAAGAAUGCUCUCUCAAGUUGGCUAUUUAGCCCCGGAGGGAACCAACCUGGAAAUAUUGGCUGAGGAGGAACUGAUCAGUGAACUCAAAGAAUUCCUUAUAGAUAAGAGGUACUUGAUUGUAAUUGAUGACAUUUGGGAUGAAACCACGUGGAAUGUUAUUAGAUGUGCUCUUCCUGAAAAUAUAGCUUGCUGCUGCAAUCAACAUGACUAUGUUUAUAAGAUGAAGUCACUAAGCAACAAAGAUUCAAGGAAGCUAUUUUUCAAAAGAGUGUUUGGUUCAGAGAAUGCUUGCCCUCUGUAUCUGCAAGAAGUUUCAGCUCAAAUUUUGAAAAGAUGUGGUGGCUUGCCUCUUGCAAUUGUGACUAUAUCUAGCCUUUUGGCUAGUGAGCGAAACAAAUUGAAGGAACAGUGGGUGCAUGUAAUGAAUUCUCUGGGCCCCAAUUUUGAGGUGAAUCCAACAUUGGAAGGAAUGAGGCAAAUACUGAGCCUUAGUUACAUAAAUCUUCCUCAUUAUUUGAAGACAUGCAUGCUAUAUUUGGGUAUGUAUCCAGAGGACUAUAUAAUCUGGAAAAAUGAUUUGGUCAGGGAAUGGGUGGCCCAAGGCUUUGUAAGUAAAGCACAUGGGAAAUAUCCAGAGGACGUUGCGGAGGGCUAUUUUAACGAGCUUGUUAACAGAGGCAUCAUUCAGCCAGUUGAUACCGAUCAUAAUAAUGAAGUGUUAUCUUGCAGACUGCAUGAUAUGAUGCUUGACCUUAUUAUACACAAAGGAAGUACGGCCAGAAAGAUAUCCUUGGCCCCAAGCACCCGAGAGGUUACUUCUGCUGCACACAUAAGUAUUCGCAGGGAUGCCAAGCGACAAAGCAGGACUGGCCUACUUCGGAACACCGAUUUUCGUUAUAUGCCGGCCUCACUUCCGGGGGCGCAAGGGUACCUCCAGGCUAUCUAUGCUGACUCCACACAAGAGGACUCACUUACUCGCACCACUGCUGAGAUGCUCGAGGAUAAAGACCGAGAGAAUCCGGCCUUGAGGUUCACCCCGAGACCAUCCUUUGAGGCACCUCGCCCCAACCAGCAGUAUGCACUGCCCAAGACUUAUGGAGGCCCCGCUGCUAAUGCUGCUCCACGCCCCAAUAUGAUAACUUGCUUCAAGUGUGGAGAGACGGGCCACUACAUCCGUGAGUGUCCCCAGAACAACCCCAGUCAGGUCGGAAAGUCUGUUGGCCAUGGUAAGCCAGCAGGAAAGGUGCUCUAUGCUAAACCAGCUGCCACUGCUCGUGGCCACGUCAAAUAUGUUUCAGCUGAGGAAACCUAUGAGGAUCCCAACGUCGUUCUCGGUUUCUUAGAUUUGGACAGCCUGCAAUGUGGCAUGGCUCGAGCGAUGAGGGCAUCUCAGGUGCUAACUGACAAAUUUUCUCGGCAUCUGUCCACGAACAGAGGAGACCCGUCCAAGGAUACUGAUGCUGGAGCUGUCCAUCCAACAGAACCCGCAUAA
Molecule: messenger RNA, 2220 nt
Organism: Triticum dicoccoides
Lineage: Eukaryota; Viridiplantae; Streptophyta; Magnoliopsida; Poales; Poaceae
Product: disease resistance protein RGA5-like
Exons: 8
Coding region: 1-2220 (739 amino acids)
Molecular function (GO): ADP binding; nucleic acid binding; zinc ion binding
Source: RefSeq, a predicted model, not a curated record